AUGUCCUAUGUCUUCCAUUUUCAUUGUGGAAGCAAUGAGAACAGCCCUGCAGCCAGCGUGCAAUCGUCAAACUCGGCGAGGCCGCCUGCGCUAACGGCCAGACCCUGGAUGGCUGAAAGCCCUCCAGCCCCACCGCCCCCCAGACCCAGAUGCCAGUUCUUUUCACCCUUUCAAGACAUCACCUUCAAGGCCAAAUCAGACCAUCGGUCUAGAUCCAGGUCAAGGUCCGUCAGGCGGCGACAUAGAGCGCGACCUUCCCACAGAGAACCGCCUUCUGUGGAAAUCCCGCCAGGUGAUUUUUCGGAAGCACAUAUUCCUCAGCAAGCGUGGCUGCGACAGCCAGCGCAACCCAGAGUUCUUCAGCCACCGGCAUCGCCAUUUUUCCCCCCGCUGCCGAAGCAACCGCCCCCGCUGCCAGUGCCACAGGUUGGCCCUCCUGGCGAUUUCGGCUUUCUAGGCUACUGGCCAGCGCCCCCAUUGUUUCACCCGCCGCCCCUGCUACCUGCCCCGCCUGUGCAGCAACAACCAGUUCAUCAAUUUCCUGCGCGGCAUGUUUAUCAGUGGCAUCCUCCUGCACGCAACCCUGCGGUCCCUCCUGCAGGUGUUCCAACGCCCGCAGCGCAGCCAUUCUUGCAGCCGCCCUGCCCGAGCCGUGGAGUCAGAAACCCUCAGCAGCCUGUGACCCCUCCCAAAAAAGGUGCUACAUCUGGCCGUGAAGCAACAGGUCAGCUCAUUCGCAAAGACUCCCGUUUCGAUCUUGCAGCUUUUACCUCACAGAAGCUGUCUCAAACCAACAAGUCAGCAGCACAGGCAGGAGAACUCACGGCAGCCGAGAACCAGCUUUUCAAGGAUGUCAUGCAAGCCUCUGCGCUGGAGUUGGAAGAUCAGAUCGCGGGACGAGAUCCCCGUGACACAUUCGUAGUCGAAGAGCCGCUCACGCUUUUUUUGGAUUACUGCUUCUUGAUCUACCAGACCAAAGCUCUCAGAAGCUCUGAUGCUUGGUUGCUGUACACCAGAUCUCAGUCUCAAUGUGGGACAGGGCGUAAGCAAGCCGCAAGAAUGUGGGUCCGAGAAUGGCAGCUUUGCACCAACACUGACAUUCGUCAAAUUUUGGACUUCUUGCUUUCUCGUUUUCCGGAAGGGCUCCCCCCAAAUUCGGUGGACUCACAGACCCUUCGGAAAUUUUGUCAGAUGCUUUGGAGUUCCAAGUGCCCAAUCUUUGAUACGUUUCGAGCAGAAGCAAGCACUUUUUCCUCUCCUGCGGCUGAAAGUAGUGUGCUUGUGUUUCCAGUGGCUGGUUUUCCUGGGCCGCCUCCGUCGCCCGAUCAGUGGUAUCAAUGGGCACAUGGCACUGAUAGCGCCGGAGCCAUUGGAAUUUUAUCGUCGGGGAGAAUUCUGCCUACUGCAAAGCAGACCCUCCAUCUGAAACCCCCGCAAAGCAGUUGGUCAUUUUUCUGUAAAGUACUGACCACGCCUGAUUGGGAGGAAGCUCGCAACGAAUUUGUGAGCAACAUGCAUUGGUCCACAAAGAACAGUUGCGGAGUGGUAUUUUCAGGCAGAGUCGGAGGCGCAGCCCAUAAGGCUCAGGGUGCUAACACAGUUUUGGAAAAUGCUUUGGGCAGGUUUCACCCAGUUGUGCAUUCACCGUCUAAGACGGACAAGAGGUGGUGCGUCAGAACAACUGCGGCCCGUAUAGACGUCAUCUAUAUCGUUUCCAGCAUGCACUCGUUGGAUUUUCCGUUCGAGCCUUCCUUGGCUUCCAAGAAGUCCAACAAGCCAUUGGAUGACCCUAUCGGUCUCCCUCUCGCAAUCCAAGACGCUGGAAUUGAUGAUAGCUGGGGCAAGUGGCUUCCCCAAGGCUCCUCCGAAGCAUCCCAGCAAGUUCCUCCAGCAGCGAAUUCAGCCAUGGUAGCAGAAAUUCCUGCUACAGAUGAAGAGCCUGAUUUGAUGGCUAGCUUUCACUCGUUUCAAGAAUCCUGA
Molecule: messenger RNA, 1980 nt
Organism: Symbiodinium natans
Lineage: Eukaryota; Dinophyceae; Suessiales; Symbiodiniaceae
Source: the annotation of a GenBank genome assembly